Molecule: messenger RNA, 423 nt
Organism: Schistocerca nitens (vagrant locust)
Lineage: Eukaryota; Metazoa; Arthropoda; Insecta; Orthoptera; Acrididae
Product: ARL14 effector protein-like
Exons: 1
Coding region: 1-423 (140 amino acids)
Source: RefSeq, a predicted model, not a curated record
AUGGAUGCAGAAGGGAACAGUAUACCUUCCUGCUCAAUUGGGCAAGGAGAUAGUGGAAAAAAGUGUCAUGUCACUUUCUUUGCCAAAAAAGCUGCUUUAAAAUGGUUUGCGGAUUUUAGUGAUGAGGAAAAAGAGUUGUUGGUCCGACGUUCUGAAGCAAAGCUGGACAAUACCUCUCAAGUUUGCCUACAUCAUGAAGCCCUGUUAUUGACACAAUAUGAGAGGUUACAAAAAAAAUGCUUCAAUCCCUUUGGGAAGGUGAAUCAUAAUGUUAAGGCAGGAAUUCUUGAUACUGAAACAGCUAAUAAGGCUUCUGAUAUGUUGAAGAAGCAGCUUGUUAAUAACAUAAAGCCAGGUCAGAAAAUUUGUCCAGCUUGCAGGACACUUGGACGAAGCUUUAUCAGCCUUAUCAUCACAUUAUGA